UAUCAGUCUACCUGUUAUGUCCUUUUCACAAACCAGGCGAGAGUGAAAGACACAGGCAAGGAUACCCGAAUCAGACUAAUUAGUCGCAACGCCUCGCCGUUCUCUAUCAUUUUUGCCUUCUCAUUUGUUAUUGAACCAUGGGCAAGAAGUCAAACAAGAAGAAGAACAAGAAGUCGGAGUUCGAUGACUUCUUUGAUAAGAAGGAGGAGGGGGCUGGCUGGAUGACCGGCGUCUCGGCAAUGGCGCUGGACGAUGAGAAGAAGUCUUCCGAGGCGGGCGCAGCUGAAGCAGACAUGGACACCGGUGAUGGGUCCAAAGCAGCCAAGAGCGGUCUGGGCGUGCAGAAAUCGUCCAUGAAGGCUGUGCGCGGGCAACGGACAAAGACACAGAAGCUGCGGAAAGCAAAACUUGCGGAGAAGGCCACCGCUCGCGCGGACAAGGUGGUGGUGAGGGUGGGGACAAAGGUGGCGUUGAAGCAGAAGAAGAGCAGCUUGAAGCACAUCUACUGAUGUGCCUGGUGUUUUGCAUACGCUUUGAAUUAAGGGGCUCGUACACGGACGAUUCCUACGUCUUGUUUCGGUAGUUCAAAGGAUGUCGCGCCCUCUGGAGGCGCUGGCUCUGGCUCGUGGAAGAUGGGAGGACUGGAGGAAUAUGGUAUUCUCCAUUGACUUUGAAGCCGAGAUGCGCAUAUGGUGGUAUGGACGAGCCGGCUGUGACUAUGACUGCUGUUGGCAUGAUUUGGCAGCAUGACCCCUACAGGGACAGGUUGGGGCACCGGGUUGUGGUGUAGUUUGUGUGAUAAGAACAAGGAUGGAGGCCCGACUAUAUGCUAUGUGGCAGUCGGUGUGCAAACGCGCGGAACAUCAGCGCUGCACUUGCGAGUGGAUGGCGGCGCUGUUGCCCGGACCAUAUUUGGGACCAUGCGGUAGCACUGGACCAGGAAUACGGUACGCAGGGAAUAAGCUGUCAGUCAUUCUUUCAGACGGAGCAGUACGGGCUCAGAGGAAGCGGGCAGCUUCAAGCUCUUGUUUAGCAGUAACCGUGACAUGUUGCCCGACACUGAAGGCGGUGUGGCGCAUGCCGGGAUCCGAGGUGUGCUCUGCAACGCGCUCGGCGUGCAAUGGUGCAAGCUGUCUUGAGACAUACGAUAGAUUGGCAAGGCAGAGGGAGUGCCCCUGCAACUCCGCGACUCCGCGAGGCCGGUAGACUGUACGGU
This is a messenger RNA of Chlamydomonas reinhardtii, 1216 nucleotides long. RefSeq lists its product as uncharacterized. The coding region runs from base 138 to 509 and encodes 123 amino acids. The record is from RefSeq and is a predicted model, not a curated record. The transcript has 6 exons. Lineage: Eukaryota; Viridiplantae; Chlorophyta; Chlorophyceae; Chlamydomonadales; Chlamydomonadaceae.